AGAAAAAUUAUGGGAUCCUCGAAGAAAUCUCAAGUCGGUAAAGGAUUAGACACUGCUGGUGAACAAUGGGUCAUCGCCGAAAUCUCUAUUCGGGCUUCUUUGAAACCGGUGAAAACGAAGCUGAGAAAGCCGGAGAGAGAAACAGAAGCUGAAGACGAAGGGUACUGCAUCACUCCCACAGCGAAAGGAGACAAGGCCUCUGAGAAACUGAAAUGUCCGCCGGCGCCAAGGAAACGCCGACCGGCGUUGAAGUGUCGGAGCAAUGUCGGUAUAGAGUACUUCGUGCCUCCGGAGGAUUUGGAGACGGUGUUUAUCCGACGCGGUUAAUGUAAAACUAUAUGUAUUCUCAAGACUAGAAACUUAGAAUAGAUUCUUUAAUCAGAUUAUUUAUGGGCUUUUAAUUUGUCUUCUAACUCUUCAACAAUUUGCUUGCUCUCAUG
Molecule: messenger RNA, 440 nt
Organism: Brassica napus (rape)
Lineage: Eukaryota; Viridiplantae; Streptophyta; Magnoliopsida; Brassicales; Brassicaceae
Product: cyclin-dependent protein kinase inhibitor SMR7
Exons: 1
Coding region: 10-327 (105 amino acids)
Biological process (GO): regulation of DNA endoreduplication
Source: RefSeq, a predicted model, not a curated record